GUCUUCAGUUCAUGGAGGUGGUGUUGCACAGCGCUAAAAGGUGUAACAUUACGGAUGGACAGAAGUUAAGACAUAGGGGACUGCCACUUCAGAGGUAUUUCUGCUCAGAAGUUCAGCCCCUCUUUGAUAAAUUCAGCUAGCUUUCAGAGGCCUAGGUUUUGUCAUCUCUCAAGGAAACUGCCAACCCAGCAACUUGGACAGUGUUCUCCUUUAUCCUUAACAUCUCUCUGUAAGUUCUUCUUGCUGAAAUCCUCUUUUAUGAACGUGAACAAGAUUUGAUCACAGCUUUCCUGAACAAGUGGAAACUAUUCCAUGACAACUUCUGAGACUUGGUUAUAACCAUGACAGAACCCAAGAGGGCUCAGUUCACUACUCUCUCAGGUCCACUGAGCAGUAAUUUCUUGAGAGAGGAUAUGGCAGGAGCGGAGCAGCCACAGACUUGUGAGCCAGCAGUUCGCAUCACACUUAAUCUUUUUGAGCCUGAUGAUGAGAGGUUUCCAGAGUUUUUCUACCCUGAGCUUCUUGAGAAAGCUCAAAGUGCUUCACCGGGAGCCAAGAGGAAAUACCCUGAUGAUUCCUUUGAUGAUGAGGAAAGAGAAAAACAUGAAGUGGAAGCUCCUGCCCAGGAGUUUGAAGAGAACUAUGGUGGCAAGAGACGCAGGACAGACCGUUUGCAGGACUUGGUGGAUAUAGGAUAUGGGUAUGAUGAAUCAGAUUCCUUCAUUGAUAAUUCUGAAGCAUAUGAUGAGUUUGUUCCAGCUUGUCUAACUACAGAAUAUGGAGGAUUUUACAUCAACUCAGAAACAUUGCAUUUCCACCAAGCAUCAGAUUCAGAGAAUGAUUAUUUUGAAAAGAAAAAGAAGAAAUCUCCCAAAAAGCGGAAGUCAGAACAAGGAGAUGAGAAUAUGACAAAGAAAAAGAAGAAAAAGAAGAAGAAAAAGAAGAAGAAAGACAAUUCUUAUGACCAGAAAAAGUUGAAAAAAUCCAAGUUUCCUAAAGCUGGCUUCAGGGUGCUGAAUGUCAGUAAGGAGGAGGAGAAGGGGGAAUCUUCUGGAGUGCUGAGCAUCGAGGAGGUGCUGCACAAAUUUCAGAAGGAAGAGGAAGCUCAGACGAAGAGAGGAGAGCAGAUUGUAAAACACUGCCCAACCGAACCUCCUGCCCCACUGGAAGUGUCUGAUCCCUUGCUCUUUUGCCAUGCCAGUGACAAUGCUUUGUCUGCUGCUGGUACAGACUCAUUGACUGAUCUAGACAUUGAGUGGCUCCCCAGUGAGUCUACAGAAAAAAGCCCCUGUCAUGAUGCAAAAGAUGGAAGUGACCCUUCUGGGAUAGGUUUGGAACAGAAAUUUAAACAGCCACCUUCCCUCCCAAAAGGACUACCCACUCCACUGGAAAGAUGCAUCAAGGAAUUGAUUCAUGCUGCCAUAGCUGCAGAAGACAAACAACAGUUCUUCACCCAGGAUAUCAAUAACAUCAUAAUAGACAUAGAACUGCAGACCCAGGAUCUGACCAGCCAGAUCCAAUCUGAAGUCUAUACCUAUCUGGCCACCUUUCUUCCUUGCAGCAAAGAUGCUCUGGUCAAGCAUGCCCACAAGCUUUAUGAGUGGAGUGAAUGCCUAAAGGACCCUCUCCAGAAACUGAAGGAAGCUAUUGGCAGGGUAAUUCCAGAACAGAUGGCAAAAUACCAGGAAGAGUACCAAAUUCAUACCCAGGCCAAGUUCGCUAAGAUGCUGGAAGAGAAAAAGGAAAAGAAGAAAGACUGGAUUUGCUCUGAGGUGGAAGAAGACCAAAAAAAGGGAAAAAAACGGAUCAUUGGACCACGAAAGAAAUUUCAGUGGAACAAAAAACUCAGGGAGCUGGUUCGCCAUGUGGUGAAGAUCAAAGUGGACAUCUAUGAGCUUGAGAAGAAUAAGGCUCAAUCUCUGGCAGAUUAUUUGAAGACUUUUCUAGAAACAGAAGUGAAACCCCUCUGGCCUAAGGGCUGGAUGCAGACCAGUACACUGUUAAAGAAAACAAAGAGUGUGCAUAGUCACCUGACAUCCAUCCUGGUAAAGAAGAAAAUGAUGGCUCCUCCAAAGGUGAAAGUGAAAGAAUGUUCCAUUAAGCCAGAUAAAAAUAUGUCUGUUUCCUUGCCAUUGACCCACUUGAAUGAUGCAGUUUCUCCAUCUCUGGAGCCCCAGGGAGCAGGCCUGGGCAUCAGGACCCAGACCAAAGAGCUCUUGGCUCUCAGCGCAUCCCAAGUACCUAAUAGUGCUUCCAGUCUGUCUGCCAUCAGUAUGGGUGACUCCCUGGAUGAAAACUUAAUUCAUGACCCAACCUCUUCGUUGGAAGCUGUCUCUAAAGAGCUGGCUAUGCUGAACAGCAGAGUGAACAGGAGCCCUGAUUUCACCCUUCCCAGUCCACCAAAGCCUCCUUCAGAGAACAUCAUAACUCUCGUCACUUCAAAGAACAGGAAUUUUCCUAAAUCCAGCUCUUUGCCUUCCUGGUCUCCUGAUAGCUCUCUCCAGUCACCUCUCAAUUUCCUGGAUCAGCAGGCACUGGAAUUAAAACAGUCCUUUCAAGACAAAAAGCCAGAAAGUUCCAGUUACAAGGAACUGCCCCUCCAAGCCUCCCCUAGUAAUAUACUCCCCAGUGCAUGCCAGGCCAACCAGAACCAUCAUAGCCUGCAGCAAUCAAGCCAUGAGCUCCAACUAUCAACAUCUGUGCCAGCCACCCAGGUGAAGGACUUUUACUCAAGCAACAAGCAGCAGAAAAACGUUGCAUCUUCAGCUCCAUUCAUUGAACUGCAGAGCAGCAAGUCUGCCUCCCCAGUGCCCCAGUGCUUCCGCCUCCAGCAGGUCAAUAAAUCAGCUCUGAGAUUCCAUUCCUCCGCUUCAUCAGAUGGAAGCAGCACCCCAGCUGUGAUCAGUUCUCCCAACACCCCAGGCUUUUCUGUGCCAACUCUAAGCUAUAUGGGGAAGCACUCAGCUAGCUCCAGCUCUUCAGGAGAAUCCAACAAAUCUUCUUUCAUUUCCAGGUCCCUUUCUACACAUAGAGCUUCUUUCAGCAGCUCCUCAUGUGAUGCAUCUUCAAACCAGAGCUUCUCCUCAGGGAGCUUUCUCCCUGGCAUGCAGACAUGUUUCCCAGAACAGACCCCCGGCUGCUCAUCCCCAAGCUCCACAGUGAAGAAAACUCCAGUCUCCCAGAAGUUGAUUCUAGUAGCACCACCUAGUGGACCAAAUGGAGGUUCAAGUACGGGGACUCAGGGAGUAGCCAAGUUACUGUUCUACAUGCAGCCACCUGUAGUUAGCAGUGCUCCAUCUUCGGCCUCUGUUCCAAAAGAAACUAGUGGAGCCAGGCUGCUAAACCGCUCUUCUUCCGUAAGUGUACUGCCUCCCUCCAGUGGGUCCAGCAAUAUAAAGUUUCCAGGUGUUCUGAGCUCUUCCCCAGGGGGAAUUGAAUCUCCUAUCCAUUCCUUCCCUCUUAACACUAUCUCCAGCUCAGGCACCUCUCCCAAAGCAGAAGUAUCAAAGGAUGCCAUAGUCACAGGUCUUGCCCCAGGAUCAUUCCACCAUGGCCCUGGCCUCAAUGUAUCUCAGCUUCAUGGCAAAGGUUCAAUGUACAGCAGUGGAAGUUAUGACUCCUGGAAGGGGAGGAGCUCGCACCAGCACAAGACAGACUCCCAAGGAACAAAUAAGAAAGGCUCAGUGCUGACUCCAGCACGUUUUAUCUUUUCCUCACAGCAGCAGAAAGAACUGAACUAAGGGAAGAAUUUCUCAGCACCUACUUCCAGGGGCUUCCCAAAAUGGGCCCUAGCAUGACUUACCUUUAAAGAAGUGCCUGUUGAAUUGUUCCACUGCUUUCACCCGUCAUGCAACCCUGGCACUGGAAUUCAUCGGAAAUUGUAGGCAUCCCUGAGCUAUGUGGGGAAGCACUCAGAGAUGGUACAUCUUGCAAGAAUCUGAGCACCACUGGCCCAUCACCUGUAUCUACCCCUGCUAUGUACUUCCUACCUCCAUUACCUUCUCAGUGUCCCAAGGGAGUAUGUGAAAGGUGCUUAUUUCUAUUCUAGCUUUACUUAGACAACUCUCUCAUUGCCAGUGCUUUCUGAAAAUAUUGACUCUGUUCUAAUUUUUCAAUUGUACUAUAAAGCUGUGCCAGAGGUGAUUGGAAAAUCUAGUACUUCCUCUGUGGUUAACAUAACAAAUCACCUGAUAUUUAUUUCUGGAGGAGAAUGAGGACUCUUUAGAGAUGAUUUUGGAUGUGCACAACAAAAUAUGAAAUGAUUCUACAUCUUUUUUUUUUCCUUUCCUCCAAAGGGAUACUCUUUUUUUUUAAUGCUCAUUACCUUUGAAUCAGAUGGGACACUCCUCAGCAUGUCACGUGUACAGGAAGACAUAAUUCCAGUGCCUUUAUGACGUAGCACAAAUGGACUAAUGACACAUGUUUUGAAUGCUCUUUUACCUUUUUUUCAUCAUUCUGUAUUUAAGAUGCAUUCAUUUUAUUUAAUAGCACUUUGUUAUGGUACAUACCAAGAGCUGAACUCUUAGGACUUAAAUGGUGACUUGGUUACUCCAGGUCCAGUAACAAAUCCGGCAAAAUCACCAUUUUGUAUUUGAUUUGAACUUGUGCAAGUGGGUUCCAGGCCUUCCUUAUAAGCCAUUUUUACUAGCGUCUUAAGUACUGAUCUCUGGUGAGCGGAGAGAAUAAUAUAGAUUAACAAAGGUUGCUGCUGAUAAUCAAAUGCAUUCCCAUAAAUAUUGCUCUACUUGCUGACUUCUGGACUAAAAGAAUAUUCCUUUUCAAAGCUGCAGAAAUGGCAGAUUGGCUAGCUUGGGAGUGUAGUUGGUUUAGCUUUAGAUCUGUGUGCUAACCUCACUUUCUUUUUACACCCCCUUUGGAUGUGUGUGUAAAUUGAAGGCAGUCUAUGAUUCUCAGAUGCAAAACCCUCUUGAACUGUAGUUGCAGUGUUGUGAUAUCUGACACUGCAACCAGGUUUGAUUUAUCUGGGCUUCAGAAAGAAUAGGACUGAUCCAUUAAAGAAACCAUACAUAAGCUGGCGAAUCCCCUUCCAGUGCUUCAGGGGGAGUUCUGACAAGAGUAUAUAUCAGCAAACAGUCAUCCUAGUUUUCUCUAUUAAAUAACAGAAAUGGGAGAAAGAGAGAAAGAAAGAGAAUGAGCCCUUGUUAGUUGGAUGAGGAAUAUACUUAGAUUGCAGUUGUAAAUCAGUCAGGUUUCUCUAAACUUUGCUGAGUUUCACUGAGAGUAUUUCAGAGGCAAGUGAAAAUUUUGGGUUAAACAACCAGAAAACUAUUUUCAUUUGUUCAUUCUAAGAUAUGUAUUUGGUGCAGGCAGUGCCGUUAGAGAAAAGCCAUGGACACUUCAUUAUGUACUUGUGUGUAACCAAACAGAUUAAAAAAAAAGAUGUUUGUUCUGUUCCUGUAUGCAAAAAACAUCCUCCAACUACCUAAUUUGACAGGAUAACUUAAUGUAUGCUUUUUAAAAGCAUUUAGUCCUUUACACUUGUAAUCUUUGAAGAUGAAUACUAAUCCCACACUGAGGUUAAUUGGCUUCAUCAGUUUCAUGGGAACAGGAUUUGGUACCAAAUAGUUAGUAUUUUUGAAGACAAGUCUCUCUUUUUUAUCUUAUGGUUGCUCUAAUAGUGUCAUUUUCAAGGACCCUUCAAUUUUUUAAUCAAAUUGAGGUAUUUUGAAGUUUCCUAGUUUUUUGUAGGGAAAUGAUUUCACACUUUAUUUCCAGACCUAUUGAAGGCAUGUUAGGUUGUUUUCCAAAAAUGCUAGUCAUUGUUUAAAAUCUUAGCCUAACAUACAAACAAUGAAAUAGCAACAGUUAUAUUUUCAAAAGCACCCACCCAGUAAAAGUAUUUGACUAUUUUGAAAACUAGGAUUCGAUGCACAGAAAUGUUGUGUGCACAGAAAACAGAGAAUUUAGAAUGACUUGAAAACAUUUGACAUUUCUGAAACUCAAGAAUUGGGUGACUGAUUUGUGGGCCCAGAAUAAAGUCCUGGUAAAUGAAUUAACAUUUAAAACAUUGUUGCUGAAAGGUUAGUGGAAAGUGAACUAAUUCUAAUUGAGAAGAGGAGCAAAUCCAUUCUGCAGGAUUCUAGGUUACAGAGAGACUGUGUUAAAAAUGUUCUCAGUAAAUUUGAAAGUUUCUAACAUUUUUCUGGUUCAAAUAGGUUCAAAGCAUAUUGUUUCAUCAGUUUUGGGGCAUUUUUUUUUUCUCUUCAAAGCUUUGAGACAGGCUGAGAACUUGAAACCUUCCUUUGGACGGUCAAAUCUCAAAGAUUUUUUUUUUCUAUUUUAGAACAAUGUAUCUUGAAAACAAAAUGAAUGCACUUCCACUCACUUGGACACAGUAUUUAGGUAAUCAGAGCACUUGAGGUGCAAAGAAAGAGGAAGUCUGUCUGAAAAAAGUAUCUGUAUCCUGAGGGAUUUCCUCAUGGUCUCCUUAGUUGCCUUAUAGCUCCAAUCCUGGGUUGUGUGAUUUCUCAAACACCCAUCAAUGCUAUUUGUUUAUUUGGGCAGAAAUAGAUUCAUUCUGGUGAAAUCCAGGAUACUUGAGGCAAAUCUCACAUUCGCUUUAGUAGAGCUAGGAUUUUAACUUCUGUUUCUUCUCUUGCAUGGUCUGAGCCAGCUACAGGGACUGAUGUCUGGAUCCUAAUCAGGAGUUAUAUUCUGUAAAAGCACAUAGUAGCUUUGGGUUGCAUAUAGACUUUCAAAAUCUGAUAUCACUGGAGUGAAGCAAUUUAGACUGCUUUGCUUCAGGGUCUUUAUUAUUGUAUUACUGUUCAUUUACAUUGUGUUAUAUUAGUGUUCUCACAAGUUGGGUUCCUUCAAAAAUAGCAUGUUCAUGCAUCAGCAUCUACAUUUUUAAAUUCUGAAGUACCAUGAAUGAUCUUUGAACUUACACAACACAAAGCAAUUCAGUUGGGAACUUGCUUGGCUCUAACAUUUGAGCAGAUUUAUUUAUACAGUCUGCCUUCAUGGUCUGAAGAUUUGUAUAGCAGCAUAUCUAGUUUCUGCAACUAGAUGAUUAUCCUUGUGUCCAUUUAACUUUGCUAUGAAAACAGAAUUUUUUAAAAUUAAAAACAACAACUUAUGCCUUUUUAUUAAUUUCUGUAUGUACUGGUAUAGAUUGGGUUGUAUAGACUCCACUGCUGUCAAAGUGGGCAGAUUAUCUCUCUAUUGACUUCAGUGGACUUCAGUAGUAUUAAGGCCAGAAUUAUGAAGUCCUUAAUGUUCUCCACAAUUUGUAGGCUAGGCCCUAUAUGUGUCUGUGACUUAUGGGGCUGGACAGAGAGAACAGAAGGUUCUGUGUGUUUCAGAUAGACCUCUUUAUUUUUAAGAAGAUUUUAGUUGUGGAAGUGUUCAAAUAAUUCCAUCAAAACAUGUACAUUGUUCAUUUUAAAAAUCCCCAGUUUCCUGGCUGGUAUAAGCAGAUGAUGAAGAAGGGGUCAUUUCUGAACCAGUGUCCUCAGUAGACAAUGGACAAGUUCUUCUCAAAAGCUGAAGUAAAGAACUGUACAAAGGAAAGAUUCUUUUUUUUAAUUGGUUUUACAAAACCCAGGCAGCAUCUUGCAUGGUUCUGAGAGCCAUGUACUGAUAACUUAAAUAUUAAUUUACUUACACAUGUUUGGUAAAGAGUAGUCCAGUAGGGCUUUCUAUUCAUUUAAAUUGUCAUGAGAUUUUUGUUGACGUUAGAAGGAAUAUCGUAAUAUAUAUAUGUAACUAAAUAGAUUCUCCUUAUAGUGCUAGUGAGUCUGUGUCCCCAUUUUUCUUUUACUUUUUUCAUCUUGUUCUAUAAGAAUAUCUGAGAAUCAGGAGUCAGAUAAUGGGGUGUAGAAAGAGAAGCUGAUUACUAUGCAGUCAUAAAAUUAGCAUCAGCAGAUUAGGAUUAUCAGAAGUAUGGUGUGUUUCUGGUUGCUAUUGCGGACUUCUAAGAAAGGAAAGAGCUGUGUCCCAAAGCUCCCAACCAGUUGUCUCCAAUGGAAAGUGAAAAGGAUUAGCAUCUACUAUGACGAAUUCGGUGCCUCUUGGAUUCAGCCCUAAAGAUUUCCCUUUGACUUCACUGGGAUUGCAGCAGGCCCUAAACACUUGAAAUUACUUUACUUCUAAGUCAGUGAUGAAACUUCCAUUGACUUCAGUUAAACGGAGGAAUAGGUUUUAAGUGUGUAAAUAAAAAAUAACUUUUUCUGCAUUGCAGGAUGUAUGCAAAUAAAAUAUGGUUACUGUCUGAGACCUAUAUGUGAUACAAAAAGACAUUGGAUCAGUUUAUAUAUAUGCAGACUGUAGUAUUGAAGAUAUGCAUCACCUUCUAUGAGAUAGAGAUUAUAUGGUAGACUAUUGUAUUCAGAGAGAAUUCAAAAUAAAAAUAU
Molecule: messenger RNA, 8375 nt
Organism: Alligator mississippiensis (American alligator)
Lineage: Eukaryota; Metazoa; Chordata; Crocodylia; Alligatoridae
Product: ubinuclein-1
Exons: 1
Coding region: 342-3740 (1132 amino acids)
Cellular component (GO): nucleus
Source: RefSeq, a predicted model, not a curated record